Aspergillus pseudonomiae is the source of this 2508-nucleotide messenger RNA. Its product is annotated as sugar porter family MFS transporter. The record is from RefSeq and is a predicted model, not a curated record. Gene Ontology annotation, molecular function: carbohydrate:proton symporter activity. The transcript is spliced from 3 exons. Bases 522 to 2204 code for a protein of 560 amino acids. Gene Ontology annotation, cellular component: plasma membrane. Lineage: Eukaryota; Fungi; Ascomycota; Eurotiomycetes; Eurotiales; Aspergillaceae. Gene Ontology annotation, biological process: transmembrane transport; carbohydrate transport.
GGAAUUCCAGACUCUUUUGUUUCUCUGCGCUUUCACGAUAGUCGACGGCGAGCCCGGCAACGAACCUCAACCCAUCCAUGCCAACGAUAACUUUACUCUUUUGGUCGUCUCCAGGCACAUCCCCACUGUCUCCCCACUGCAAGAGUCUCUGUCGAAGCAUCCAAGAACACACUCCGCCCCCCUAGCAUCCGACUAUCCUUCCUGGUUCGGUCCUUGAGAUCUGGGCCCCCGUUUUUCCUGCCAUGGUCCCUUCCCCGAGAAUGGGGUGCCCUCCAAUCCCUGGGAUGGAGGCGACGUUUUGUCUUGCCGACGUAUGGACCGUUCAUGUAAAACCUUUCAUUUAAUUUUCGUUAAGCGCACUAAUAAUCCCACGAUGCGGUUAUUAACUUCCGACGCUGGGUUAUAUAUCUCCACGCUUCCCACGUUGCCUCCCCGGUUUCCUUCUCUCUUCUCAUCCCAUCUUUCAUCCCUUCAUCAACCACCAAGGAUUCGUUAGAUCACUGAGGAAUCCAUCUGUCAUCAUGGGUGUCUCUAAUCUGAUGGCCCGGCUUAAGCCGCAGGCCGACCAGCCUGAACACCAGGAACACUCCGAUACCCCUACUCCUGUCAGAGCCGACUCAAGCUUGGAGAAGGAUAAUGUCAUGCUUGACGAUAGCCCCGUCAAGUAUCUGACAUGGCGGUCCUUCAUCUUGGGUUUGUGUGUCUCGAUGGGUGGCUUUAUCUUCGGUUACUCAACCGGUCAAAUUGCUGGCUUUACAACUAUGAAUGAUUUCAAGAUGCGCUUUGCGGAACAGCACGCUGAUGGAACAUACGCUUUCAGCAACGUGCGCAAUGGUUUGAUUGUCGGUCUGUUGUCCAUUGGUACCAUGAUUGGCGCCCUCGUCGCUGCUCCUAUCGCCGAUCGUAUUGGUCGCAAAUACUCUAUCUCCUUCUGGUCGGUGAUCCACAUCGUCGGUAUCAUCAUUCAGAUCGCUACCACCGACAAUUGGGUCCAAGUUGCUAUGGGUCGUUGGGUGGCCGGUCUGGGUGUCGGCGCUCUGUCCAGUAUCGUCCCCAUGUAUCAGAGUGAGUCCGCUCCUCGUCAGGUCCGUGGUGCCAUGGUCAGUGCCUUCCAGCUGUUCGUUGCCUUCGGUAUCUUCAUCUCUUAUCUUGUCAACUUCGGUACCGAAUCCAUCAACGGUACCGCUUCCUGGCGUAUCACUAUGGGCAUCGGCUUCGCCUGGCCCUUGAUCCUGGGUGUUGGUACUUUGUUCCUUCCCGAGUCUCCCCGUUUUGCCUACCGUCAGGGCCGUGUCGAAGAAGCCCGUGAGGUUAUGUGCAAGCUUUACGGUGUCGGCCCUAAUCACCGGUGUAUCGCCCAGGAGAUGAAGGACAUGAAGGACAAGCUCGAGGAGGAGAAGGCUGCCGGACAGGCUGGCUUUUUCGAAGUCUUCACUGGUCCCCGUAUGUUCUACCGUGUUAUGCUGGGAAUUGCUUUGCAGUCGCUGCAGCAGCUCACUGGAGCCAACUUCCUCUUCUACUACGGUAACACCAUUUUCACUUCUACCGGUUUGAACAACAGCUACGUCACUCAGAUCAUUCUGGGUGCCGUCAACUUCGGUAUGACCCUUCCCGGUCUCUACGUGGUUGAGCACUUCGGUCGUCGUAACAGUCUGAUGGUCGGUGCCUCCUGGAUGUUCAUCUGCUUCAUGAUCUGGGCCUCCAUCGGUCACUUCGCCUUGGACUUGGAGAACCCUCCCAACACCCCUCAGGCUGGUACUGCCAUGAUUGUCUUCACUUGCUUCUUCAUCGUCGGCUUCGCCACCACCUGGGGACCUAUCGUGUGGGCUAUCUGUGGUGAGAUGUACCCUGCUCGCUACCGUGCCGUCUGCAUUGGUCUUGCCACUGCUGCCAACUGGACCUGGAACUUUUUGAUCUCUUUCUUCACCCCCUUCAUCUCCAGCUCUAUCGACUUUGCCUACGGUUACGUCUUCGCAGGCUGCUGCUUUGCUGCCGUGCUCGUCGUCUUCUUCUUCGUCAAUGAGACCCAGGGUCGUACCCUUGAGGAAGUCGACACUAUGUACGUCCUCCACGUCAAGCCCUGGAAGAGUGCUGGCUGGACGCCCCCGGAGGGCAUCGUCCGCGAUAUCCAAGGACCCCCCGCUUCCCCAAAGCAGGAGGGUCGGGCUGAGCACAGCGAGCCCGCCACCGAGAUCCGCGAGUAAAUGGUAUCAUGUCUAAUGAACCAGCUACGGCCGUCGCUUACGCAUUGAUACAACGUUUUUGUGUUUUUCGUCGUCCUCUGUAAUCCUUUUUAAUGUUGUGGCGCAACUCUUCUCCUUUUGAAUGUUCUGAAUAUAGCGAUGUGAAUGCAUGCAUGCAUGAGUACAUAUGUUGAGGGGCCAUGAAUAUGGCAUGACUUUUGGAACCAAGGAACCUACUGGCGUUUUGGGUGCAUAAACCAGCAAAGCAAACAUUACGAGCUUAUGCAGUUUAAAGAGAAAUAAAAAUAAUAUAAUAUAUGACAAA